Beta vulgaris subsp. vulgaris (sugar beet) is the source of this 1151-nucleotide messenger RNA. RefSeq lists its product as uncharacterized. Bases 591 to 1145 code for a protein of 184 amino acids. Lineage: Eukaryota; Viridiplantae; Streptophyta; Magnoliopsida; Caryophyllales; Amaranthaceae. The record is from RefSeq and is a predicted model, not a curated record. The transcript has 4 exons. Gene Ontology annotation, cellular component: nucleus.
AGGAUUAAUUAAAGGCUAAUUAUUUAACUUAGCUUAAUGAUGAUAUUAGUUAUAAGUCGUUUUUUUUUUUUUUUGUUAAAUAUAUUUGGGGGUUUAAAGAAAAAGAAUGAAAAUUGCCAUAUGUAUAUUGUCAUAUGGUAUUUAUUUACUUACCUUUAGUAUUAAUAGUUGAUUUUAUUAUAAGAGAAUAUAAGUCUCAUCUUUCUUGUCUUUCCCGUGUCAUCUCUUCUCAAAGACACAUCUUCAAGCAAAUUUUCAUCGUGUCAAAUCGAGCAAGCUUCCAAUUUGAGUGGUAAAUUCUUCUAUCAAAUAUCUUCAGUUUAAUUACCCAAAUUCUUCUAUAAUCUCACCUAAGCUCAGUUUCCAUGCUCGUGCUCUUACCCUUCUUCUUCGUUCUUUGAUGUUGAAGAACCCCGAAUUAAAACUCAUGUGUUUUCUUUCUCUUUUGUAUCACGAGUUUCUGUCCAGCCACAUAUCUUAAUCAUGUGGUCCGAUUUUGGCCAAAGUAUCAAGAUCAAUGUUGUAGAUCUCAAAAAGUUAAUGAAUUUCGACCCAAAAAUCACUGAAUUUGGAGUUGUGAGCUAGAAGAUAUGCUAUUUGGAAGUUCUACACUGGUUCUGUAUUUUGUCGUGUUGCUGCUGCUUUGCUCCGUGAUUGUUGCUCUGUUUUCUCUGCCUGAUUGCUUUGAUUGCUGCUGCCCUCCUCCUCUAAGUGUUGUUGCAUGUGGUUAUCUUCCUUUUCUUUUGUUUCAAAGAAACACCAAAAAGCCAGAAUUGGGUUCACUUUGCAAGUUUAAAAUAGGGCUUUGCCAGCUUUCUGUGACAGCGGAUAAAGCAAGGAACAUUGAUCAUGCUAGAAAGGCUAUUGAGGAUGCUGCUCAAAAGGGUGCCAAGCUAGUUGUUUUGCCUGUUACAAAUUAUGAAGAACAAGAUGAGAGGCCUUAUGAAGGAGCUCCUGUUUCGAAAUUUCAGCAAUACAUUAGACUGAAAAGAGAAGAUAUGAUGCCAUUUAACGGGUCAGCUGAAGUUGCAUUAGAUUGUGCUCUUUAUGAUCAUCGCCCUUUGCAAUUGAACAAAGAUGACUAUCAAAGAGUCUGUCAGAUUCCAAAAAAGAAGGCUCAGAAGCAUAUUUUCUUGCAGAACUAAUCUUAA